CGCGACCGGGUACGGCACAGGCGGCACGUCAGACGUGUAUACCGUCCAGUCCGGGGACAGCUCCUGUCUCCCUUCUACCCCCAGCACUCUCCCGUUCACCUUCUCCCUCGAUCCGGAAACCCCGUCCCAGUGCGCACCGCUCGAUUUCUCAUGGUCAGACACCCAAGGUCAGGUCGUGAUAACCGGGGUCAUACCUGGCGGGGAGAGCUUCCAGUUCCUAGGCCAAGGCGGGAACAGCCAAGAAUGGACAGCGGACGUACAGCAAGGGACGGCGAUCGCGUUUAUCGUUGGAGACGCGAGGGGGAGAGGGAAAGGCGGGAGCUCGGAUCUCAUGACUGUCGGUGGGGGGGACUCAGGCUGCAUGAAUUCGAAUUCCCCUAGCACUACCCAAGGGCCUGCGGCAGGAGCACUUACCACCUUCCCGCCCGGCAGUGGGGGAGGGACGGUCAUUGGCAGCCCGCUCGCGACCGGGCAGGGCGGGUCAGGCCAGCGCGGGAACACGGCAACCAGCACAUCGCACGUAGGACCUAUCGUGGGUGGUGUAGUCGGGGGCGUGCUAGGCCUGCUGGUCCUGGCUGUCCUAGGGUUCAUCCUCUUCCGCCUUACGGCAAAAGAGGAGAAAGAGGAAAGGGAGAAACCGGACUUGCUUGAGCCUCCCCCUGUUUCGCAGGUAGAGGGGAGGUGGGCAAGGGAAGCACCGGUCCUCCCCCCGCUGGCUCUGUCUACCCACCCCUCGGCGCCCUCUACAGCAGGGGCGACCGAGGGCCCCACCAACCCAGCACCCGCAGGAGGACUGCUCUUCCCCACUCCUACGCCCUACCCCUACACGCCCUCCGCAACAAGCACCGCAGGAGGCGCAGCAGCAGGAGCAGACGCCGCCCUCGCAGCUAUGGUUGCUUCCAGCGACCCUAAGAAGAGGCAUGAUGGAGAGGGAGAGCACUCGGGGGGCAGGGGAAGGAGAGUAUACUGGGUGCAGCAUGAUGAUGCUGGUGCGGUGCCGAUGCCGCAGGGAGGAAGCGGGGAUGAGGUGGUGGACGUGCCCCCGAGUUAUGAUACGCUACAGGGGAGGCACUGAGCGCUCUGCCGGCGGCGGAUAGGGGCAGCGUGUUAGGUGUUACCCUUUUCCCUGGAGUUGGUGCUGCCUGGGUUGGCGGCGGGGGGGGGCAGGGCUGGUUUGUGAUCCUCCUCCUGGGGGAAGUCUGAUUUAUUCACUAGAAUAUGGGAUUGUUAUGUUCAAUGGACUAUUUA
This is a messenger RNA of Dacryopinax primogenitus, 1248 nucleotides long. RefSeq lists its product as uncharacterized. The record is from RefSeq and is a predicted model, not a curated record. NCBI's taxonomy places the organism in Eukaryota, Fungi, Basidiomycota, Dacrymycetes, Dacrymycetales, Dacrymycetaceae. The annotation marks the transcript as partial. Gene Ontology annotation, cellular component: membrane. The transcript has a single exon.